This is a messenger RNA of Filobasidium floriforme, 1785 nucleotides long. Its product is annotated as mitochondrial carrier domain-containing protein. Bases 1 to 1323 code for a protein of 440 amino acids. The record is from RefSeq and is a predicted model, not a curated record. Gene Ontology annotation, molecular function: pyrimidine nucleotide transmembrane transporter activity. Gene Ontology annotation, biological process: pyrimidine nucleotide import into mitochondrion. The transcript is spliced from 9 exons. Gene Ontology annotation, cellular component: mitochondrion. NCBI's taxonomy places the organism in Eukaryota, Fungi, Basidiomycota, Tremellomycetes, Filobasidiales, Filobasidiaceae.
AUGGCCUCCGUAUCAACGGCAACAGCAGCCUCUCCCGACGGUCCUGCAACCGCCACCUCGGCAUACUCGGGACCGACGAACGAUGGCAGGAAAGAACCCGCUACGAAACGCAAGGCCGCUGGGUGGAAACACUUCGUCGCCGGAGGUGUCGGUGGGAUGACAGGAGCCAUCGUGACUUCUCCUUUCGACGUUGUCAAGACCCGGCUCCAAUCCGACCUUUUCCGUGACCCUCCUUCUCGCCCUUCGACCUCGACUUCCUCUGCUAUCCCCUCAUCCUCUUCAAUCCUCUCACACGCCUCGAAACAAGCGGAAUCUCUCAGCUCGGCCGCUGCUCUCAAAGCUCGAACGGUAGGGGCGAGGCCGCAAGGAGUGAGAGGCUUGGUAUAUCAUUUCGUAGAGACGGGGCAGAUUAUUCGGGAUAUCUACGUGAAUGAAGGGCCAAAGGCGUUGUUUAAAGGUCUAGGACCGACAUUGGUCGGCGUUGUCCCUGCUCGUGCCAUCAACUUCUCCACCUACGCCCAGAUGAAGACCGUCCUCGCAUCUACCUUCCCGUCCCUUUCACCUACUCACUCUGGCUUGGUCCCUGUGACACAUAAUGGUGCGACCGCCGCGGCAGGUGCAGAGUCGAGCCCGUAUAUCCAUCUGGGGGCGGCAGCGAUAGCCGGUAUCGUCACUAGCACGGCUACCAACCCGAUCUGGGUCGUCAAGACUCGUCUACAACUGGAGGCUAGACAACUAGAAAACAACCAAAAGGCCGCUUCGUUAACAGCAUCAUCGUCAACAACAUCAAACGCAGCUAAAGCAGCAGCUUCAGCUCUCAAACCUGCCAUCCCCGCUGUACCAGGAGCGGGCGCAGUAACGAGCAAGCUGAUCCCCGCUUGGACAAUGACCAAGGACAUUUUGAGCAAAGAGGGGAUCAGGGGGAUGUACAAGGGGAUGAGCGCGAGUUAUUUGGGAGUCUCGGAGGGUGUCAUCCAAUGGGUAUUAUACGAGCGCCUGAAAAAGAUUUCUACCCAGACUUACCCGGGCCAACCUACCCGUUCGAAACUCGCCGAAUGGGUAGGCAUUGUAGGAUCCAGCGGGGGUGCCAAGAUGGUCGCCUCCCUCAUCACCUAUCCUCACGAAGUUAUCAGGACUCGACUAAGACAGGCUCCCAACCCGGGUGCGAUGCCAAAGUAUACGGGUCUAUUGCAGACGCUUCGUUUGGUCAUCGCCGAGGAAGGUGCCGCCUCGCUCUACGGAGGCCUUUCUGCUCACCUGAUGCGAGUGGUUCCCAACGCCGCUUGCAUGUUCACCAUCUACGAGAUCGCACUUCGACUAUAAUACGUGCAUAACGGCGGUGUACCUACGGCCUUUAUCCGCAUUCGCUUCUCUCGUUACGUCAUCCUAUACCUGAUUGCCGGCACUCUCUGCCCUACACAAGGACUAGAAAUCCUGAUAGGACCGUCCGAUACCACCCUGCACUUGUUCGAGCCAUACCGUUGUAGCCCUACACUCCUCAUCGUCAUUUGCAUAUGUUAUGAAAUCGUUAGAGCAUGGUUGACGGUACUCCCUCAGUGGCCGGUAUCAGAGCCCAGGACGUUUUCGAUCGACUUGGUGGUACAGAGGUAUUGAUACAAGAAGAGAAAGAGACCACCAAGACGACAACGUUGAAUCAAAUGAUGUGUACGUGCUGAAAAGAGGCAGGCUUAGUCUAAGCUAAUGAUUUGCGAACUGAUCGUGCACAGGUCAUCACCUACCAGCUCAUCCAAGGUGGUAUACAAGAGACCAUCGUCGAUCAAUGCC